UUUCACGACGCGCAAUGGGAUCUUCCAGCUCCGAUAGUGAACCGGAACGCCGACAGCGAAAGCACAAAAAGAAGGAGAAAAAAUCCAAAAAGUCCAAAAAGGAGAAGAAACACAAGAAAGAAAAGAAACACAAGCACCACAAGCGGCGACACUCGUCCUCCGAGAGCACCGGCAGCGAGAGUGAUGCGUGGAUGGAGGCACUGCCGGCCAAAGGCCAACCGAGUACGGCCGGUGAAACGAAACCCCCGCAGCAGCAGCCAGCGGCAAAACUGGAGCGGGAUGAUUGGAUGAAUUCCAUGCUCAUCCCAACCUACAGCAGGGAACCGAAGAAGGAGGAGAAGAAAGCGGCCACAAGCGCCCAGUACGAUCCCUCGACGAGCGUCAGAGAGCUGAACCCGCACUGGAAGAACGGUGGGAGUGGAUUGCCCAGUUUUCGGAAACCAGCCCACGAUGACGAUGACGGUGACGACUAUUACGACAGCCGGCCACUGAAGAGCGAACCGAAGCAGAGUGCCGGAUUCGUGGCCAGCGGAGGGUGGAAAAAGAAAGACGCCCCACAACAGCAUGACCGGGUGCACGAGAAGCAUACCGUAAAGGUGAAGGAAGAGGCCUCUCCUUCGCAGAAUCAAGGCGCGGCAUCCGACGAACGACCCCUUACGGACGAACAGUUGAACGAUUUGGGCGCUAAACUGAUCAAAGCGGAACUGUUGGGUAACGAGGAGUUGGCGGAAAGCUUACGGAAGAAGUUGCAGAGCGCCAAAGCUUACCGUGUUGAAGUGCAAGCCAAGAAACCACAAGAAGCAGCGGUCCAGAAGCGCCGAUCGAACGAUCAAGAAUCGAUCACUUACACCGUCAGCAGGGCAGCCAGCGAAACGCAGCGAAGUAACGCGAAAAAACAGAAACGAUAUCAACAAAACCUUCCACCAGGACCGGACCUUGCGGAUAAGUUCCGUUCGGAGCGGCACGAGAACGCCAACAUGGAUGCACAGUUCUUUAAGGUGUCCGCCAAGAUGGGUGACGGCAAGCGGUUGGAAAACAUAUUCGACCACCAAAAGGCGUCGGCGGCUGAUCCGGGGGCGAGCGAGGAACGGUCGGUGCAGGAGAUGAACCAGAUGAGCAAAGCGCAGACAGACUGCUCACGGUGCCUAAACUCGGACCGAUUUGCGCACGAGCAGCUAAUCUCGAUGGGUAAAAACGUGUUCCUCAGCAUACCGAGCUGGAGGGCACUGCAGCCAAGACACUGCUUCAUCGUGCCCGUUGGCCACUACCCUUGUCUGACGCAAGUGGACGAAGACGUCCACCGGGAGAUCGUGGACGUGUGCCAGGCGCUGGUGCAAAUGUUCCGAAAGCACCAGAUGGAGGUGGUGUUCUUCGAAACGGUCCGCUACCUUAACCGCAACCCGCACAUGUACAUUCAGUGUGUUCCGGCGAAAAACUACGAAAUGGCACCAUUCUACUUCAAGAAAGCUAUCCUCGAGUCGGAAACCGAGUGGGCCAUGAACAAGAAGCUGCACAACGUGGACGGACUCAACGUGCGGCGCACGAUACCGAAGGGCCUACCGUACUUUUGGGUUAAUUUUAAUCUUGAAAACGGUUUUGCCCACGUCAUCGAGGAUCAAGAAGAGUUUCCCGUCACCUUUGCGACGGAAACCAUCGCAGGAAUCCUUGGACUGGACACACGGGACUGGCGAAAGCCCCGGAAGGAGAUAAAUCCGGCGCAGAAGGUUGCAGAGUUCAAGCGAUGGUGGCAAGAGUUUGACAGUGUGCUGAUCAAAGAAUAA
Anopheles cruzii is the source of this 1781-nucleotide messenger RNA. Its product is annotated as CWF19-like protein 2. The record is from RefSeq and is a predicted model, not a curated record. The coding region runs from base 15 to 1781 and encodes 588 amino acids. Lineage: Eukaryota; Metazoa; Arthropoda; Insecta; Diptera; Culicidae. Gene Ontology annotation, cellular component: post-mRNA release spliceosomal complex. The transcript has 2 exons. Gene Ontology annotation, biological process: mRNA splicing, via spliceosome.